Klebsormidium nitens is the source of this 2490-nucleotide messenger RNA. Lineage: Eukaryota; Viridiplantae; Streptophyta; Klebsormidiophyceae; Klebsormidiales; Klebsormidiaceae. The record is from the annotation of a GenBank genome assembly.
AUGACGGUCGACGCGCACUCCACGGUUGACGCGCACUCGACGGUCACGGACAGUCACUCGGCCGGGAACGGGACCGAGUCAUGCUACGUGGCUGAUUUCCUUGGGAUGCACCAUGAGUCGCACGAGGGCGCGCUUUACUCGGUGUACAAGUCGCUCGAGUGGGGCUGCUUCCUGAUCUCCAUCGGGCUGUUUGUCUUCUACCUGCAGCAGUACCGCAAGAAGACGGCCGGAUGGGAGGUUAUCUACAUCGCCUUCAUCGAGUCGUUCAAGUACAUUUUCGAGAUCUUUUGGCCCCACAACAAUCCCGCGCAGCUGAACAUCUAUGGCGUCAACAAGAGCGUCCCAUGGGUUCGCUACAUGGAGUGGAUGAUUACCUGCCCUGUGAUCCUGAUGGCGCUGUCCAACAUAUCGGGAGAGGAAGGUGAAUACACUCACAGAUCGAUGCAGCUGCUGGCGACUGAUCAGGGCGCCAUUCUGUGCGCAAUCACCGCGGCCGCGUCCGAGGGCGCGAUCUCCGCCGUCUUCUAUGCGAUUGGCGUCUGCUACGGCAUCUGCACCUUCUACUUCUGCCUCCAGAUUUACAUCGAGGCCUACUUCACGCUCCCCGAGACGUGCCACAGUGCCGUCAAGUGGAUGGCCGUCAUCUUCUACGCGGGGUGGCUGUGCUACCCCUGCUUCUUCCUCGCCGGCAGCGAGGGCUGGGGCAACCUCUCCUACGAAGGCUCUGCUAUUGGCCACUGUAUCGCCGACCUGCUGUCCAAGAACGCGUGGGGCGUGAUGCACUGGUGGAUCCGGUGCCAGCUGGAGGAGUACAAGCACACGCACAACGGGCAGCUGCCCCACUACUCCCUGGAGACGCGCGCCAAGAUGCGCGCGGAGGCGGGCCACAUCAUCGCGGGAUCCCUCGGGUCCGUACUGCACGUGGCAGGCCACCAGCACCACCACUUCCACUUCGACGAGGACAGCGGCAUGCAGGGCGCGCAGAUUCAGGGCCAGCCCUUGGCUCAGGCCAACGAGCGCGCCAACCUGAAGGCGUCUCUCCUCAACGGAAACGCCGUCAACUACAACCAGGCCGUUCAGGCUCAGCCCCAGGCGUUCCAGAUCCAGUCCGGCGAGGACGGUUACGUCAUCUCCAUGAACCAGGGCGAGUCGUCCGCGAGCGGGUCGCGCAGGACCACCCAGAACAUCGAGGGCCCCAAGAAGGACCCCGUCGCGUCCGCCUUCUCCAAGGCGCUCGGCAGCAUGAAGAGCAAGGUCACGGAGCACUUCACGAAGGACCUCCCCCCCUCCGCGCGCCCCGACUCGCCCUCCCGCCGCGGCUCCGCGCGCGGGGGCGCCGACGCGCCGACCGCGCAGCCGCAGCAGAGCAUGAAGAUCGACCUCAGGGAUUUGGCGAACAACCCGCAGCUGCAGCAGCAGCUGAGCAUGAUGCUCAAGGGACAGAUGGCAGGUGGUUACGCUCUGAAGACUGACCUCAAGGAUCUGGCCAACAACCCGCAGCUGCAGCAGCAGCUGAGCAUGAUGCUCAAGGGACAGAUGGGUGCAGGCAACUCCAACACCAACCAGGGCAGCAACAACGGCAGCCCGCGCGCGCGCCCCGUCUCCGAGGAGCUCGCGCAGCCCGCGCGCCUCCAGAAGGCCCAGAGCGCGCGCGCGACCAGCAACCUCGACGACGAGAUUGAGGAGCAGGCGCCCGCGCAGAUGAGCCGCCGCCCCAGCGCGCGCGUACCGCGCGCGACCGCCGCCGCCGACGAGGAGCAGGCGCCCGCGAGGACCCUGUCGCGCAAGAUCAGCCGCGGGGAUGGAGGUGAGCCCGUGAGUGAGGAGCGCCUGCAGAAGCGCCCCAGCUACCGCGCCGCGAAGGCGGCCGCGGAGGCCGCCGACGAAGACAUGACCGACGCGCCGGCGCCCGCGCUCGCGCGCCGCCCCAGCGCGCGCGCGCCCGCCGCCGACGCCGACGAGGAGACCGCGCCGGUACGCACCGCUUCUCUGAGGCGCGCCGGGUCCAAGAGCCCAGGGAACAGCCUGCCUUCCAGCCCCAGCCGCAGGGUUAGCAGGGCUAACUCGCUGAGGGCCCCGGUUAGCGCCUCGGUGCUGCUGUGCGACGCGGACGGCGACAUGGGCGACUUCUUCCUGGACCAGUUCGCGGCCGUGCCCAACUCCAAGUGCAGCGUCAAGGUUGUCGCCACCCCCGACGAGCUGAUCGACGCGCUCGCGACCGGGCGCGCGUACGACUUCGUGAUGGUGCCCAAGGGCGUCAUCACCAGCGACCCCGAGAUCAGCGAGGAGAUCCGCGCGCACGCGCAGACGCCGCUCGUCGCGUUCGGGCCCGCGCUCGAGGGCAUGGCCGUUGCGGAGGUCAAGGCGCACAUGUUCGAGCUUGAUGUGGACGAUUACAUUGGGCUGCCCAAGAGGGGCCAGGAGUACCCGGUGGAAGACUUGGAGGCCCUGGUGUGGAAGUACAAGAAGGUGGCUGACGACAGCAACUAG